GGAUAGAAUCCACCGCUAGAGAGUACUCGAGACAUCACAGAGAAAACGCAGUGGACGCUGUGGAGGGGCAAUUUGAACUUCACCCAGACCUCCCUCAGCAUUGAUCAAUGAGCCUCGCAACAAGUUAUCUGCAGCUAUAUUCCCCGAGUCCAGAUCUCCAGGAGAUUCCUCCUGCGGUCUUCGAGCGACGAAUUCUCCAACUCUAGCCUUUCCUCCCUCUCAACAACCUAUCAAGACCCUCCUCUGCAGAUUUCACCACACGAGACCAGACACACCAAUCUGCAGUCUAGAAGAGUGACGCGGAAACUGUAAACACCACAAGACUGAUUGGUGCUGAGACCCGCCUCACACCACUCUUCUCCUUUCAUUUUGUUUUCAAGGGCCUUCCUCGUUACCAUGCGAUAAGUCGCCGUCCAGGACCAUGCCUCAGCAGGCCUAUCUGCCCAACGGGCAGGUGUACACCGUGACACCUGUCUUUGGCGGCUUCACCUUUAAGUCUACCAACCUCGACCUUCACCAUUCGGCAAUGCCACCAGGAUGGACUGUGAUCCUCCAGACUGAAGAUGAGGUGGAGGACGACCCGGACAGAAGAAAGAGUAAAGUGUCCUUAAGCCGCAGAACGAGUGAGGACGACGAAGCGCCUCGAAAGACCAGAGUGAUCCAUCGGUUCACUCGACCCACGAUCCAGAGUGACUCCCUCUUCAUAUCGUCCAUUUCCAUGCCAUCAAGCUCCGACUUCAAGAACACAGCCUCCCCUACCAGAAAUAUUGCCAUGAUGCUGUGGGCCACCUUAUGCUGGUACUUUCACAAGGAAGCACCCAACCCUCACGCAUAUACAGACGCUGCGGCCUUGACUCCGGAAUCGGGUCGACCAAAGCUUGAUUGGCGAAUCAAGAUUAAGAGAGAGGGUAUUUUCAAGGGCAAAAAUACCCUCCAGAAGCUAGAGCGCAUGGGUUUGAUAGCGAGCGAAGACUCAUGCGUCGGCACAGACACCGACAUUCGCAUGCCCGUGGGAUGGGCUGAGACCUUUGUGAGCAGAAGAUCUUUCUGGCAAAUCGACCCGAGGAUCUUUCUAUUCACCAUGGCGCCUCAACAGCAUUCUCCUUUCCCGAUUGCCUCUCCAUAUCCUUCACGACCAGCUUCGCCGGAUCGAGCUCCUGUCACGUCGGAAAAGCCGUCCCCCAGGCCUUCGGAUUAUAUUGUGUCCACCGCAACGAACAUGUUUUCAGAUGCCUUUAGCGCUGGAAUCUCUUCUCCAGGUGGUCCUUUCAAUUCUGGUAGUCAUUUGCCGACAUACUAUCCCCCUCCUCCAACUCAAUUUACCUUCACGAACCACAUUCGUCAUCCUCUGCGCCCCAAGCCUCCACGACAGGGUGAGACAUUUUACAGCCGCUAUAUCCCCAGCGUAGAUCAAUACCUCUCUUUUCGAGUGCCUACCUUGUCCCCCAAACCCUGUCCGCAUCCGCACUUUGCACCGCUGGGUGGAUCGAUGCCAGCCAUUCUUCCAAGCUCUCAAGCUACCGGUAUCUCAGUAGCAACUCUGCCAACUCUAGCAAACUUUACCGAACGUCCUUCUGACCUCGACCUCUUGCAUAAGUGGAUGAAUGAUCCCCGAGUCAACAUGGCAUGGGGUUCAGCAGGCCCAGCGGCGACGCAGAAGAAAUUUCUCGAGGAUGGACUCACCAGUCGUCACUCAUUCCCUGUGUACGGCUGUUGGGACGGCAAACCGUUUGGGUAUUUUGAGAUCUAUUGGGUCAAGGAAGACAAAUUGGGACGCCUUCUAGGAGGGGAAGUUGGAAACUAUACUCGUGGUCUUCACGUUUUGGUUGGAGAAAAGGAGUUCCGAGGCCCUCACCGGGUUAAGUUGUGGUUGUCCGCCCUUGUACAUUACUGUUUCUUGUCCGAUCCUCGCACAGAAACGGUCAUGUUGGAACCAAGAGUGGACAAUACAAAAUUUAUCGAUUAUCUAAAGGAUACAGGCUUUUAUAAGCAGGGCGAAGUUUCUUUUCCCCACAAACAGUCGGCAGUGAUGAAGCUUGAUCGAGAGUCCUGGGAGGCCCCGGAGCUGUAGUAACUUCUCGACCGGCACCAGACCGAGGAAGCUAUCUACCAAGAGUUGGUUAUAUGCGAACACCAUUGGCUAUAGUGUGGUGGAAUACCAAUACUUGACUAUUGGAUAUGAAUCGGAUGGACAAAAAGAUACUGGGUCGUCUGGUGCUAAAUGAAGCGAUUUCCUAAAUCAGAGAACACCGAUGACAUUAGCAUGAGUCGCAGGAGCAUUGAAUUAUGAUUAAAAUAAAACUUCUACA
Messenger RNA from Exophiala mesophila, 2309 nucleotides. RefSeq lists its product as uncharacterized. Lineage: Eukaryota; Fungi; Ascomycota; Eurotiomycetes; Chaetothyriales; Herpotrichiellaceae. Gene Ontology annotation, biological process: siderophore biosynthetic process. Bases 422 to 2071 code for a protein of 549 amino acids. The transcript has 2 exons. The record is from RefSeq and is a predicted model, not a curated record.